Molecule: messenger RNA, 975 nt
Organism: Knipowitschia caucasica
Lineage: Eukaryota; Metazoa; Chordata; Actinopteri; Gobiiformes; Gobiidae
Source: the annotation of a GenBank genome assembly
AUGAGCCGAGAGCGACAUCACCAUCUGCAACAAACACAGCUGCAUCAGAACAUGCACCUGUGUACCCAGAACAUGCACCUGUGUACCCAGAACCUCCACCUGUGUACCCAGAACCUGCACCUGUGUACCCAGAACCUCCACCUGUGUACCCAGAACCUCCACUUGUGUACCCAGAACCUCCACCUGUGUACCCAGAACCUACACCUGUGUACCCAGAACCUGCAGCUGUGUACCCAGAACCUACACCUGUGUACCCAGAACCUGCACCUGUGUACCCAGAACCUACACCUGUGUACCCAGAACCUGCACCUGUGUACCCAGAAUCUACACCUGUGUACCCAGAACCUACACCUGUGUACCCAGAACCUGCACCUGUGUACCCAGAACCUGCAGCUGUGUACCCAGAACCUGCAGCUGUGUACCCAGAACCUCCACCUGUGUACCCAGAACCUCCACCUGUGUACCCAGAACCUCCACUUGUGUACCCAGAACCUCCACCUGUGUACCCAGAACCUACACCUGUGUACCCAGAACCUGCAGCUGUGUACCCAGAACCUACACCUGUGUACCCAGAACCUGCACCUGUGUACCCAGAACCUACACCUGUGUACCCAGAACCUGCACCUGUGUACCCAGAAUCUACACCUGUGUACCCAGAACCUACACCUGUGUACCCAGAACCUGCACCUGUGUACCCAGAACCUGCAGCUGUGUACCCAGAACCUGCAGCUGUGUACCCAGAACCUGCAGCUGUGUAACCAGAACCUGCAGCUGUGUACCCAGAAUCUACACCUGUGUACCCAGAAUCUACACCUGUGUACCCAGAACCUACACCUGUGUACCCAGAACCUGCACCUGUGUACCCAGAACCUGCAGCUGUGUACCCAGAACCUGCAGCUGUGUACCCAGAACCUGCAGCUGUGUACCCAGAACCUACACCUGUGUACCCAGAACCUGCAGCUGUGUAACCAGUAA